Rhizophagus irregularis DAOM 181602=DAOM 197198 is the source of this 771-nucleotide messenger RNA. RefSeq lists its product as uncharacterized. The record is from RefSeq and is a predicted model, not a curated record. Gene Ontology annotation, molecular function: protein binding. Lineage: Eukaryota; Fungi; Glomeromycota; Glomeromycetes; Glomerales; Glomeraceae.
GUUUUCUUAACCAUUUCUCUACUCUUGAUCUCAGUAUGAGUUUAGUUGACGAAACAAAUUUUGUUACAAAUUUCCUUAGUUCUUUAUCAUCACGCCCCGUGAGAUAUCCUCAAGACUUUGCUCCUCCUCUUCAAACGCGUCAAAAGCCAACAGCAAACGCACUAUCUAGUAAAAGUAAAAAAUCAACAGGAAAAUCAAAUCAAGAAAUUUCACAAAACGCCGAACCUGCUCAAGGUAUUCCAAUUCAAGUAAAAAUUAAAUCACUUAAAGGAGGUCAAACAUUUACAGUCCAAUUAAAUAAUUCUGAUACGGUUAUUAAUCUUAAGGAAAAAUUGCAACCACUUGCUUCGAUUCCUAUUAAUAAUCAAAGAUUGAUAUUAAAAGGAAAAGCUUUAAUCGAUACUAAAACUUUAUAUGAAUAUGGUAUUAAUAAUGAUACCACAGUACAUUUAGUUCAAAAGUCUGGUAGUGCGUCAAUUAGUUCUUCUACUUCUGAUACAAUAUCAUCACCUGUUUCUUCAAGUUCAGCUCAAGAACCUCUUAGUUCUUCUGCUAUGGAAAAAUUGAAAGAUCCUCAAUUUUGGCGUGCUUUACAUACUUUUCUUCAAGGUGAAUUUUCUCAAAAUAAAGAUGCUAAUCGUGUCUUUCAAGAAUUUUCUAACAUUUAUAAAGAAUAUAAUGGAAAAUUUAUUGAAGACUUUGAUAAACAUACAAAAACUGAAUAGAAAUAUUAUUUUUUUAUAUUAGAAAUUAUCAUAAAUUUACUGUAUU